CAUCAGGCUUGCUGAACUGAAACUGGUUCUCAUAAAGAGUGUCCAGCAGGAAAACAUAUUCUGUUUCCACACCAGGACGAUUUGAAAAGUCUUUAAGCGCGGUCUGAGGCUCGGAUAUGAUAACUCCGGAUGAAGAGAAGGCUGCUGAUCAACUUGAGAACAGUGUGGCGUCGUCACCUCAAGAGUCUAUGGCACAGACAACCAGGGAAGAUCUUUCCCAUGCCGGACUGAAACACGUAGAAGGGAAGUCCGCCAGCUCAUCUCUUGCUCCGUCUCAUUCUCUUUGGACUUCUGAUGCCAGUGGCUCUGUGCACCUAAGAAUCGAGGAAGGAUGCCCAGAGGAACCCAUCACGGUUCACCAAAUGUUCAACGCCUCGGUUGAAAAAUACGGAAACAUGCACGCCCUCGCCAGCAAGAAGAACAACACCUGGGAAAAGAUAACCUUCUUAGAGUAUUAUCAAUUCUGCCGGAGAGCUGCCAAGAGCUUUAUAAAGCUUGGUUUAGAGCGAUUCCAUGGGGUGGCAAUACUAGGAUUCAAUUCAGCAGAAUGGUUCUUCUCUGCGGUCGGCGCCGUCAUGGCAGGAGGAAUAAUGACAGGAAUUUAUGCCACAAACUCACCUGAAGCCUGCCAGUAUGUGGCUAGUGACUCUAAAGCCAACAUAAUUGUGGUAGAGAACCAAAAGCAACUGGAUAAGAUAUUGCAGGUAUGUGACAGAUUACCCCAUCUGAAAGCUAUAGUGCAGUACAGCGAACGGGUCCAGCAGAAGAUCUCAAAUCUCUUCUCUUGGGAGGAGUUCAUGGAGCUCGGUCUGGAUGUUUCCGAUGAACAACUGGACGACGUUAUCAGCAGCCAGAGAGCCAACCAGUGCUGUGUGCUGAUCUACACGUCCGGCACCACAGGAAAACCGAAAGGGGUCAUGCUCAGUCAUGACAACAUCACAUGGACUGCCAGUAACGCCAGCAGGGCAGGAGACAUGCAGCCAGCCGACUGCAAACAGGAGUCCCUAGUGAGCUACCUGCCCCUCAGCCACAUCGCUGCUCAGAUCUACGACCUCUGGACGGGCAUCCAGUGGGGCGAGCUGGUAUACUUUGCACAGCCAGACGCCUUGAAGGGAAGCCUGGUAACUACACUGAGAGAAGUUUGUCCCACAUCCCACAUGGGUGUCCCGCGGGUAUGGGAGAAAAUGAUGGAGAAGAUAAGAGAGGGAAUAAGUCAGUGUGGAUAUGUGAAAAAGAAACUGAUAAUGUGGGCGAUGUCCGUCAGCCUUGAAGCCAAUAAAAAGUGUAUGCAAAAGGAUGAAGAGAAACCAUUCCUUUUUUACCUGGCUGACAGCCUUGUGCUUCAGAGACUCCGGGCUGAGCUCGGCCUGUCUUGCUGUCAGAAGUUCUUCUCUGGAGCGGCACCAAUCAGCCCUGAAACAGUGCAGUUUUUCCUGGGCUUGAACAUACGCUUGUAUGAGGCGUAUGGCAUGAGCGAGAGCACGGGACCUCACUUCAUGUCAGGUCCCGAAGCUUACAAACUACCUAGCUGUGGUAAGGUGGUGCCCGGCUGUCGAUACAAAAUGGCCAACGUAGACUCCGAGGGGACGGGUGAAAUCUGCUUUUGGGGGCGCAACAUUUUCAUGGGUUUCCUCAACAUGGAGGACAAAACGAGAGAGGCCUUGGAUGAAGACGGAUGGCUGCAUUCUGGAGACCUGGGGAAGGUCGAUGAAGGGGGUUUCUUGUACAUCACGGGGAGGAUAAAAGAGCUGAUCAUCACAGCCGGAGGGGAGAACGUUCCUCCCGUCCCCAUAGAGGAAGCAGUAAAAAAGGAACUGCCUAUCAUCAGCAACGCCAUGCUGAUUGGAGACAAGAGGAAGUUCCUAUCCAUGCUUUUAACUCUGAAGUGCUGUGCGAAUGCAGAAACCAUGGAGCCAACAGAGGAGCUCAGCGCGGAGGCCGUCGAGUUUUGCAGAGAGCUGGGCAGCCAAGCUACCAACGUGUCCGACAUAAUCGAAGGAAGAGACAAAGACGUGUACCAGGCAAUCCAAGAGGGAAUUGACAGGGUGAACUCCGCAGCCACCUCGAACGCUCAGCGCAUACAAAAGUGGACUAUUUUGUGGAAGGAGUUUUCCGUUUCUGGAGGCGAACUGGGUCCCACGAUGAAGCUUCGUCGCCCUGUUGUCUUGGAGAUGUACCACAACGUCAUAGAGGGCCUUUACCAAGAAUAGUGCCAUGCUCCUUGAGAGAUUAACUGUUAGUAUGACAUGGCGUGUCCCGUGUUGCAUCCCAUCACUUGUGGACAUGCAGUGAUUUAAUCAUACUUGAAUCUUGUGUGCAGAAAAUAACAGCAGAGCCACACUUUUUUAAAUAAUAUUUAAUUUAAUAAUGUUUUCAAUAGUGAAUAAUACUUUCUGUUCUUUGUAUAAGGAUGUUAUGUCAUUUUGUUUUAAUGCAACUUUCCAUAGACUGAAAUGUUUGUAUUUAGCCAUUCAACAUCCAUCCCACCACCAACAUCCUACCAGCUAACUUCCAUGGCAGAAAAUGCACAUCAGACAUUUUGUGCAAAUGUUUGAUACCAUUUUGGAUAACAACUCAAUAAAAAUAUGGACGCAAAAUUUACAGCAAA
Molecule: messenger RNA, 2608 nt
Organism: Mugil cephalus (flathead mullet)
Lineage: Eukaryota; Metazoa; Chordata; Actinopteri; Mugiliformes; Mugilidae
Gene: acsbg1
Product: acyl-CoA synthetase bubblegum family member 1
Exons: 14
Coding region: 117-2210 (697 amino acids)
Cellular component (GO): endoplasmic reticulum; membrane
Molecular function (GO): long-chain fatty acid-CoA ligase activity
Source: RefSeq, a predicted model, not a curated record